Molecule: messenger RNA, 1293 nt
Organism: Aegilops tauschii subsp. strangulata
Lineage: Eukaryota; Viridiplantae; Streptophyta; Magnoliopsida; Poales; Poaceae
Product: UPF0481 protein At3g47200-like
Source: RefSeq, a predicted model, not a curated record
AUGGACGCGGCCACGACCGAAACCUUGAUACCUAUCCAAGAGCUGGUGAGGAAGACGACUGAGAGACUUGAAUCAGAUUUUUCCCGGGUUAGGACCAAGAUCCACAAAUUCCCUCCAGGCCUGCGUUUCGUUAGCAAACACGACCGCUACAUCGCCCCGAGCUUCGUGGCCCUCGGGCCGUACCACCAUGGUUUACCCCAUCUGCAAGAAGCGGAGGAGGUGAAGCACGCGGCGGCUCACCACUUCUGCUUGAAGUCAGACCACCCGGUUGAGGAAGUCUACGGCAAGAUCCUCACCAUCGCCGCAGAAGCCCGUGGUUGCUACGUCGACGACGCUGUCACGCGUUUCGGCGACGUGGAGUUUGCGGCGAUGAUGUUCCUGGAUGGUUGCUUCCUGCUGCAGUAUAUGCACGGCCUGGUGCAGCAUAAUGAUGGUUCUAUCAAUGCAGAAUUCGCAUUGUUCGCGAACCGGGCGGUCCUAUCCACGGGGCCUUGCAUGUUGAGGGACAUCUUUAUGCUGGAGAACCAGCUCCCGUGGUUGGUGCUCGAGGCUCUCAUGACCUUUACCCAUGUUCCUGUGUGUCAGUUCGUUGCCUCCAUGGCGUUCAUCUUUGACGCUGGCUCCACUCUAACAAGGUUUCCCGAGGAUGAACUCAGGAGGUACAGGCCACCACAUCUCCUCGGGUUCCUCCGGUAUUAUCUCAUAGGCAACAUGCCUCCCACAUAUCCUAACUAUGAAUUUGUCAAACACUUAGCGCUAGCGAGCAGUGCAAUCGAGCUCGCGGAAAUCGGAGUCCAGCUAACGGCCAGUAAUAAGAGAUGGUUCGACAUGAGCAUCCGGAAAGGAUACCUCGCUGGUGAGCUCUCCCUGACACAAUUGUUCCUGAACGACUACACUGCUAGUUGGCUCGUCAACAUGGCAGCGCUCGAAGCGUGCACGUCCACCGGCUGGCCGUCCGAUGGCUACACCAUCAGCUCCUAUAUCUCACUCCUGGCGAUGCUCAUGGACAAGGAGGAGGACGUGCACGAGCUGAGAGCUAAGCACCUCGUGCGUAGCUUCUUCAGCAACCAAGAGAUGCUAGACUUGUUCAAGGGCCUCGCUUGCCACUUGCGCCUCGGCGGCCGCUACUUCGACAUCCUGAAGAAGAUUGAUGAUUACAAGCGUGGCAGGCCUGUGCGGAUCGUCGUGCAUAAGUUCUUGUACAAGUACUUCAAGAACAUCGUUGCUGUGCUCUCUAUCGCCGGGGUGCUGGUCGGAGUCUUCAAAACCAUCCUGAGUCUCAAGCAAUAUUAA